Messenger RNA from Puma concolor (puma), 1860 nucleotides. The record is from RefSeq and is a predicted model, not a curated record. Lineage: Eukaryota; Metazoa; Chordata; Mammalia; Carnivora; Felidae.
AUGGGCCUGCUCUUGUAUACAUUAGAGCUCUUCUCCUCUUUCAAGUUCAAGUUAUGGCUUUCCACCAUCAUAGACAUGCUGGAAGGAGCCUUCUAUGGUCUGGAUCUCCUGAAGCUGCAUUCUGUCACCACCAAACUGGUUGGACGGAUGGAUAAACUGGAGGAGGAAGUUUCCAAAAACCUCACCAAGGAAAAUGAGCAAAUCAAAGAAGACAUGGAAGAAAUCCGAACGGAGAUGAACAAGCGGGGGAAAGAGAACUGCUCUAAGAGCCUCCUGGACAGCAUGCCGGACGUCCGCUCGGCCUUGCAGAGGGACGCGGCGGCCGCCUACACCCACCCCGAGUAUGAGGAGCGGUUUCUGCAGGAAGAAACCGUGUCCCAGCAGAUCAACUCCAUCGAGCUCCUGCAGACGCGGCCCCUGGCCCCGCCCGAGGUGGUGAGGCCACAGCGGCCCCUACAGAGGCAGGUGCCCCUGCGGGGCCGGCCGGCCUCCAAGCCCACCGUCAUCCGGGGCAUCACCUACUACAAGGCCAAGGUCCCAGAGGAGGAGAACAACAUCGAAGAGCAGCAAGACGAGUUUUUCAGUGGGGACAACGGAGUGGAUCUGCUGAUUGAAGAUCAGCUUCUGAGACACAACGACCUGCUGACCAGCGCCCCCCGGAGGCCGGUGGCCACCCACCAGGGCACCACCGGCACGACCCACACGCAGACCUCGGCCCCGGCCUCGCCCUCAGAUCCCAGCUCCCCCGACCCCACCCUGUCCCCCUCAGCGACGCGGUUCCCAGACCCGCUCCAGACCUCCUCCGUGAUUCCAGGUCCCACGACGGGGGCAGGCCUGGAACCUUCCACUCAGGCACCAGCCACCACCGUGGCCCACACAGCCACCCAGCAGCCUCCGGCCUCGGCCUCCAUGCCAGGGGCCUCUGGGGACGCAUUUACCGAGGCUCCACCCACGGCCCUGGUGCCUCCCACCACAGUCAGGACGGACCCGCUGGGGAGAGACGCCGCCACGGGGCAGGGCGGGGCCUCCGCCAGCCCCACCCUGAGCCCGGAGGAGGAGGAUGACAUCCGGAAUGUCAUAGGAAGGUGCAAGGACACCCUGUCCACCAUCACGGGGCCGAUCACCCAGAACACGUACGGGCGGAACGAAGGGGCCUGGAUGAAAGACCCCCUGGCCAAGGAUGAGCGGAUUUAUGUCACCAACUAUUACUAUGGCAACACACUGGUGGAGUUCCGGAACUUGGAGAACUUCAAACAGGGUCGCUGGAGCAACUCCUACAAGCUGCCCUACAGCUGGAUCGGCACGGGUCACGUGGUAUACGGCGGCGCCUUCUACUACAACCGCGCCUUCACCCGCAACAUCAUCAAGUACGACCUGAAGCAGCGCUUCGUGGCCGCCUGGGCCAUGCUCCACGACGUGGCCUACGAGGAGGCCACGCCCUGGCGGUGGCAGGGCCACUCGGACGUGGACUUCGCCGUGGACGAGAACGGCCUGUGGCUCAUCUACCCGGCCCUGGACGAGGAGGGCUUCAGCCAGGAGGUGAUCGUGCUGAGCAAGCUCAACGCCGCGGACCUGAGCACGCAGAAGGAGACCACGUGGCGCACGGGGCUGCGGCGGCACUUGUACGGCAACUGCUUCGUCAUCUGCGGGGUGCUGUACGCCGUGGACAGCCACAACCAGCGCAACGCCAACAUCUCCUACGCCUUCGACACCCACACCAACACGCAGAUCGUGCCCCGGCUGCUGUUUGAGAACGAGUACUCCUACACCACCCAGAUAGACUACAACCCCAAGGACCGCCUGCUCUACGCCUGGGACAAUGGGCACCAGGUCACCUACCACGUCAUCUUCGCCUACUGA